Messenger RNA from Archocentrus centrarchus (flier cichlid), 2980 nucleotides. RefSeq names its product peptidyl arginine deiminase, type II (gene padi2). The record is from RefSeq and is a predicted model, not a curated record. The coding region runs from base 129 to 2156 and encodes 675 amino acids. NCBI's taxonomy places the organism in Eukaryota, Metazoa, Chordata, Actinopteri, Cichliformes, Cichlidae. The transcript has 16 exons. Gene Ontology annotation, molecular function: protein binding; protein-arginine deiminase activity; calcium ion binding. Gene Ontology annotation, cellular component: nucleus; cytoplasm.
UGCUGCACCCGUCCCAGAAACAAAGUGCAAUAUAAGUUCGCGCAUUCGUUUCCCUAUAUCGAAGCAGUCGCUGGGUUCUUACUGUCAGUACUAGUCUGUGCCUUACACAGUGCGAGAGGACGGCAGCCAUGAUCCACCCCCGCACGCUCAGAGUAGAUUAUGGCAAAACUACAAAGGUAUUAUACGUGGUUGGCUCGCAGCUAAACGUGAACCUGAGCAGGAGCGCUCCUCCCAGUUCCAAGUUUUUCUCCGUGAAGUGCACCGCAAAUGUUCAGUACAGCAUCAGCCCCGUGCCUCGGGAGACAUCCAGCCUCACUCCCAUCCCUCUCACGGAAAGCUCAGCCCUGCUUAUCAGCAUGGACACUGCCAGUGAACAUGAAAAUGAUAGCAAGCUGUCAGUCCAGUACUACGGGGAGAAAAAAGACGUCUUAGGAACAGCAAUCUUACAUCUGACAGCAGUUGAGAUCUCUCUGGAUGUGGAUGCUGAUAGAGAUGGCGUCGUGGAGAAAAACAACCCUAAAAAGGGUUCUUGGAAAUGGGGUCCUGAUGGGCACGGGGCCAUCCUUUUGGUCAACUGUGACUCAGAAAAGACCUACUGGAAAAAACCAGACAACAAGGACACAAGCAUUUCUAGAGUGUCUGAUCUAAAGGACAUGUCAGUCAUGGUGCUGCGGACCAAAGGCCCUGCUAAGCUCCCAGAGGGCUAUAAACUAACCAUGCACAUCUCUCAGGGUGAUGCAGAGAGUGUCCGAGUCUUCAGAAGCCGAUCUGCUGAUGUGCUGAACAGUGGCCUGUCACAGAAACUGUACAAUGUCUUUGUGAAGGACUUUCCACUGGUGCUGAGCAGCGAGGUCCUGUCCAAGGAAGUGCCUUACCUGGGAGGUGUGGCAGAGAUGAAUUUUCACGUAGAGGGCCUGAGGUUUCCUGACAAGGACUUUGAUGGGCUCAUCAGCAUCAACCUAAGUCUAUUGGAACCAAUCUCUGCUGGUGUUCCUGAGACACCCAUUUUUACAGACAAAGUGGUGUUCAGAGUGGCACCGUGGAUCAUGACACCCAACACGCUUCGACCCGUAGAGGUAUUUGUCUGCAGUACUUCUGAUAACUACCAGUUCCUGAAAGGAAUGAGGAACCUUGUUACGAUGAGUGGGUAUAAACUGAACAUUUGCCAUGAAUAUGAAAACAGAGGAGACCGCUGGAUGCAAGAUGAACUCGAAAUUGGUUACAUUGAUUCACCUCAUCAGCGUUUUCCUGUUGUUUUGGAUUCCCCGAGGGAUGGAGAUCUUGCAGACUUUCCAUAUGAUAAGCUGCUAGGCCCCGACUUUGGCUAUGUGACGAGGGUGGUCUUAGAUGAACAAGUGAGCAGUCUCGACUCAUUUGGCAAUCUGGAGGUGAGCCCUCCUGUCACUGUGAAUGGAAAAAAAUACCCCCUGGGAAGAAUCAUCAUUGGGGUCGCCUUCCCUACGGCAACUAAAGGGCGAAACAUGACCAAAGUAGUUCAAGACUUCUUGUGGGCUCAGAAGGUUCAGGAGCCCAUCGCCUUAUUCUCUGACUGGCUCUGUGUUGGCCACGUGGAUGAAUUCAUGACUUUUGUUCCUGCACCUGACAGAAAGGGUUUCCGCCUGCUGUUGGCCAGCCCAGAUGCAGCCUACAAAUUAUUCAGAGGCCUGCAGAAAAGUGGACAAGGAAAAGCCACACUGUUUGAUGGGUUGGCAAAGGCAAAACAAAAAACAGUGGAUGAAAUACUUAAUGAUAAAAACCUCCAAGAAGAAAAUAACUACGUACAGAGCUGCAUCGACUGGAACCGGGAUGUGCUGAAGAGGGAACUGGGCCUAGAAGAUGAAGACAUCAUUGACCUGCCAAUCCUCUUCAAGCUGGUGAAGGAAGACGAUGAGCACAGAGCAGUGGCUUACUACCCCGACAUGGUAAACAUGAUUGUUUUGGGGAAAAACCUUGGUAUCCCGAAGCCCUUUGGCCCCAAGGUGAAUGGACGCUGCGCACUUGAGACUAAGAUGUGCUCCCUGAUGGAGGGCCUGGGCCUCAGCUGCACAUUCAUUGAUGACUUUGCCUCCUACCACGAGCUGCUGGGAGAGGUGCACUGUGGCUCCAAUGUCCGCAGGGAACCCUUUCAGUUCAAAUGGUGGAACCUAGAGAUGUGAAUGAAAGCUUAGAUAUAGCUGUUUUACUUAAGGAAACACUUCAUGGUCACCAUUUUUUUUCCUUUCUCUUUUAUUUUUUUUUUUUAAUGAAUACUAAAAAAUCAGCUAUUCUUGCUUUCAAAACGAUAGUCGGUGAUAGGUGCAACUGUGAUCUCAUUUCUUACUCUUCUGAUCAAAAAAUGGAGAAAAUUAUCAGUGUCCUAAUUUCUUUUUUUAAUUCACAAAUCGAAUUAAGGUGACAAAUUGCCUUUCCUGUGCCUGCUUCAUGGUAAAAGUCACCAUCCCAUUUUUAGGUGAAGCAGCAGCAGCGGUGGGGACAGAUCACAUUGCAUUAACAGUAUCUUAAUAUAGCUCUGACACAGUAUAAACAGGCUGCACAGUGAUCAGUAAGGCAUGCACGCUUCGUUUCAUGCGCCUCUAAGGGGAAUCAGUUAGCAGCGACGAAACAGUGGUCUCUGACGCUAACAGAGAAAAUGAAGAUACAAAGAUGUGAUUACAGAAUGUUAAAGCACUGAGAUGACCUGCUCCUUAAAACUGAACAAAUGUAUUUGGUAUCCAGACUGCGACCGGAUUUCAUGAAAAUCUUGAGGAUUAAAAUUUAAAAAGGAGCAGAUGGUGGGGAUCGGGUUAGUGUAUUAGAUUGAUUUGAAAACAGCAGCCUUAAGCCUUACAUCAUCUCUGUCUUCAUGAAUAAUGAACGCCUUAUUUUUCUUGUCAUUUUGGAAUAAAUGCUUCACUGUCAUACAGAAAUACUUAAGUGGUAAGCAUAAUUUUUAUUGGAGAAAGUAUCCUGGAACUCUUAUCUACUGUAUGCAUCGUCCUCU